Molecule: messenger RNA, 1735 nt
Organism: Chara braunii
Lineage: Eukaryota; Viridiplantae; Streptophyta; Charophyceae; Charales; Characeae
Source: the annotation of a GenBank genome assembly
AAGUUGCAGUAGGAAGACACCGAAGAUGAUAGACUAUAAAGUUGUCCCACAUCCUUCUCUGGGACACACAGAGGAGGAGGAGGAGGAGGAGGACAACGAGCAGCGAGAAGCGCUCUUGAGUGGCAUCAAGAGAGUAAUUGAUCAUCCUAAGCUGUUGGAUGUCACAUUUGUGUGCGAGGACCUGCGCGAGGUGCGAGCAAACCGAACGCUGUUGGCGGGUGGGAGCGCGUACUUUUUAGAUCUGCUGUAUGGAGACAAGGAAGAGAGCUGCAUGGGCACGAUACUUCUCCCGACCGUGAGGGCUGACGGCCUCCAGGUUCUUGUCAGAUACCUUCAUGGUUGUCCCUUCCGAUGGAGCGACGACAGCUCCUGGGACAUUAUGGUGGACGCCUACCUCUUAGCGGACCGGUAUCGGGUAAAGGGGUUGUGCAAGAGAAUCUUACGCUUGGUACCGACGCUGGGAUAUCCGGCGGAGCUAGGGGACCUGCUGAACGCAGCGGUUCCAAGACAUGCAACAACUAUUCUAAAGGCUGCCGUGGAGGUAUUGAACGACGUGGUCGCAUUCGACUCACAGUCGUUCGUAGGUUGGGCAAAGGAUAGCAUCAAGUACUGCCUGGAGAACGUGGCAUUCCAUCCGAGCGUAACUGAGACGAUCCUCGCGGAGGCAGUCAUCUCAGCUGCGUCGGGUAGUGUUCUUAGUGAUGCACAGGAAGUCAAGUGUCGGCGUUCGUCAGCGGCAGGCGACGCCAUGGAAAAGUCGUUUGAGCACCCCCUCGAUGCUGUGGGAGUGGGUACUACUAGUCCGUAUGGCGACAACGGGGGGGUUGAUCUUGAUCGAGAGGAGGUAGGUUCCUUGUCGAUAGAGGAUGUGGGUGAGGUACUGAAAAGUCACAUUAAUCUGGCUUUUGUGAGCCCUAUAUUGCUGAGGGAGAGAGUCGAGGACCUGGGGAUCUUGAGCGCAGACAUACUUGCUGCAGUCUACAGUGUGCAAUCCGUCUGUUUUGCAAGAGGAAUGGCUUCCACUGCGUUCUUUGCGAUGCCUUGGCGCUCCUUGACUGUCGUAGGGUCAUCGAUCGCACCACUUGAAACGGAAGAAAGCAGGAUUUGCAGUUUCUACAGAGAGUUUUCCGUCCCAUCCAUCUUGUCUCAGUCUUUCUUUGGGGCCGGCUUCAAGAGAUCGCCGGAGCAACCACAACAAGUGUGGUGCUGCAGAAAGGACAUGGCAAUGCUUGUUUAUUUGUGGGUGUUGCUUCGUCCGGGGAAACACAUAUGGAUGGCCCGCAUGCUCAACAAAUGCGAUCACUUUGGUGUCGGGAUCUCCACCGUAGGUCUAUUGCCGGGUAAAUGCUGCAUGAUGACCUGUGUGGGUACCUCCUUGUGUUCAUCGCCUACCGACUUCUGUUCGCCAUUUAUUUCAAAAUCUGGGUUUAAGAAGUUUGACAAGCCCGGAUCGACAGUGAUAGUGAUCUUCGACCAGUGCAACGGAACUCUUACGUUCGCCAAUGAUUUGGAAACGUACCGCAAUUAUGAGGGGGAGUACCCAGUCGCCUACACUGGCAUCCCUCAGUCCACGGCUAUGUAUCCGGCCUUGUCGAUGCUUGCGCCCGCCGGUGGGGAGAUAGAAUGGAUUGAGAGUUCUGCACGCCCAGAAUUUGCGCGGCAGCGCUAGGUUAAAGAUUCUCCCGUAAACAACCACCCACGAGUACAUACAUCCGCGCCUCAUUUUGCCACCAAC